GGCAUCUAAGCCCUAGAGCACAAACGAUUGCAAAGCACUUGAUCAACAAUAUAUUAUAUGACGCAAGUAUGGGCAAAUUUGAUGACCAAACUAGCACUCGCACUUCCACAGCUUGUGAAACCAACGAAAGUAAUUACAAUCAACCAUGCUCCGUGGCUUCUGCUAGUUCUUACCAAUCAGGAUUUUCUGAUCACAGCAAUAUCUAUGUACUGCCAACUGACACCUUGAGCAGUGAACCACCCUCCGUGUCAUCUGCUUGUUUGCGCCAAUCAACCUCUUCUGAAUCCAGCAAUAUUUAUGUACAGCCAUCUGACAACUUUGGAAACAAUAAAGAACAAGAUCUUUCGACUUUCACAGUACUCUCUGAGUUUUUAGUUUCUAAGCCCUAAACUAAUAUAUUAUAUAAACGCUAUUUUUACGAACAAUAAACUAUUUAAAAAUAAGUCAUUGUAAUUUUACUUACCUUAACAAAAUCAUGUAAGACAUCGAUUAGAGCUUUGCACACCUCUGGAAUAAUUCGUGAAAUGCUUGGUACAGAUAUCCGGAACAGAUACAUAAGUGAUGCAUAGCUGUCGCCGGUAGCCAAAUAUCUUAAUGUUACUAAUAACCUAAUACGAGUUGGUAUCGCUUCACGAAAAUAUGCAGCCGCCGCAACCGUUUGUAAAGACAUGAUGCCGCAAACUGAAGUUGCCUCUAUUGAAUUGAUUAAGACGCAUGCUACACUCAUG
Molecule: messenger RNA, 728 nt
Organism: Acanthoscelides obtectus
Lineage: Eukaryota; Metazoa; Arthropoda; Insecta; Coleoptera; Chrysomelidae
Source: the annotation of a GenBank genome assembly